Molecule: messenger RNA, 391 nt
Organism: Neopelma chrysocephalum (saffron-crested tyrant-manakin)
Lineage: Eukaryota; Metazoa; Chordata; Aves; Passeriformes; Pipridae
Product: adhesion G protein-coupled receptor L1-like
Exons: 3
Source: RefSeq, a predicted model, not a curated record
CUGCCCCAGAUUUGGGGUCCCCCCCAACUCUGUUGUUCCCCCCAGAUGCACAAACGGGAGCGAACCUGCAAGGAUUACAUUAAGGCCGUGGUGGAGGCCGUGGACAAUCUCCUGCGUCCCGAGGCUCUGGAGUCGUGGCGGGACAUGAACGGCUCGGAGCAGGCGCACACGGCCACCAUGCUGCUCGACGUGCUCGAGGAAGGGGCCUUCCUGCUCGCAGACAACGUCAAGGAGCCCGCCCGCUUCCUGGCCGCCCGCCAGAACCUCGUGCUGGAGGUGUCAGUGCUGAACACGGAGGGGCCGCUGCAGGAGCUCGUGUUCCCACAGGAGUUGGGGGGCGACGGCUCCAUCCAGCUCUCGGCCAGCACCCUCAAACAGAACAGCAGGAACG